Molecule: messenger RNA, 2188 nt
Organism: Pan troglodytes (chimpanzee)
Lineage: Eukaryota; Metazoa; Chordata; Mammalia; Primates; Hominidae
Gene: YIPF2
Product: Yip1 domain family member 2
Exons: 10
Coding region: 195-1145 (316 amino acids)
Biological process (GO): vesicle-mediated transport
Cellular component (GO): membrane; Golgi apparatus
Molecular function (GO): small GTPase binding
Source: RefSeq, a predicted model, not a curated record
GCUGUCAGGUCUGAGUAGGUUGGACUCUGACGCGUAGGCGAGACGCGCAGGCGCAGAGAGCCCCAGCCACGCCGGCCCAGGUGGCCUCAGGUGAGGGGGGGCGGAGCGCACCUGUGGGGACGGGACGACGAGUUCAAGCCUCCGUGGGUGCAGUUGGUCGCCAGCGAGGGAUGCGGAGACGCCCCUGAACGACCAUGGCAUCGGCCGACGAGCUGACCUUCCAUGAAUUCGAGGAGGCCACUAAUCUUCUGGCUGAGACCCCAGAUGCAGCCACCACCAGCAGAAGCGAUCAGCUGACCCCACAAGGGCACGUGGCUGUGGCCGUGGGCUCAGGUGGCAGCUAUGGAGCCGAGGAUGAGGUGGAGGAGGAGAGUGACAAGGCCGCGCUCCUGCAGGAGAAGCAGCAGCGGCAGCAGCCCGGAUUCUGGACCUUCAGCUACUAUCAGAGCUUCUUUGACGUGGACACCUCACAGGUCCUGGACCGGAUCAAAGGCUCACUGCUGCCCCGGCCUGGCCACAACUUUGUGCGGCACCAUCUGCGGAAUCGGCCGGAUCUGUAUGGCCCCUUCUGGAUCUGUGCCACGUUGGCCUUCGUCCUGGCCGUCACUGGCAACCUGACGCUGGUGCUGGCCCAGAGGAGGGACCCCUCCAUCCACUACAGCCCCCAGUUCCACAAGGUGACCGUGGCAGGCAUCAGCAUCUACUGCUAUGCGUGGCUGGUGCCCCUGGCCCUGUGGGGCUUCCUGCGGUGGCGCAAGGGUGUCCAGGAGCGCAUGGGGCCCUACACCUUCCUGGAGACUGUGUGCAUCUACGGCUACUCCCUCUUUGUCUUCAUCCCCAUGGUGGUCCUGUGGCUCAUCCCUGUGCCUUGGCUGCAGUGGCUCUUUGGGGCGCUGGCCCUGGGCCUGUCAGCCGCCGGGCUGGUAUUCACCCUCUGGCCCGUGGUCCGUGAGGACACCAGGCUGGUGGCCACGGUGCUGCUGUCCGUGGUCGUGCUGCUCCACGCCCUCCUGGCCAUGGGCUGUAAGUUGUACUUCUUCCAGUCGCUGCCUCCGGAGAACGUGGCUCCUCCACCCCAAAUCACAUCUCUGCCCUCAAACAUCGCGCUGUCCCCUACCUUGCCGCAGUCCCUGGCCCCCUCCUAGGAAGGCCCGGGUCCCACAGACAAUUCUUUCUUUCAGGCAACACCUAAGUGGACCAGCCCCUCUGCCUGUCCUGCCCCCCAGACGAUGACUGAAGGCUCCUUUGACACCUUGAGAUGAUUCUGCUACUUUCCAGACUUUUCUUACAAAGCAAACACUUUUAUUUUCUAUGCAAAGGUGAUUCAGAGAAUUUAUAUAAAGGCGGGCGAGGGGCAGCCAAGCAGGGAGCUUUGGGACAGGGCUGGGGCCCCCAUAUCCCCCCUGGGCCACCUGCUUUCCCUCCUAUGGCUCCCCUGGAACAGGAGGGAGAGCCAAGGGGGCGGCCCAGCCUGGACAGCGCCCGCUCCUGCCUGGGUGCACACACGGCAGGCCUGAGCUCCAGCAUCUGAGUUUGGGGGUAUGAGAAACAGGGGAGCAGAAGGAGAAGAAAACUGCCUGUGCUGCAACACGUUUCCUCAUUUAUUUUUUCUUUCUUUUUCUUUUUUUCUUUCUUUUUUUUUUUUCUUUUUUUUUUUUUGGAGGGAGAGGUCCCUGCAAGGUCCCUUCCCGGGCAGGGGAGGGAUGGAAAUGCCGUCACAGUAGUAGGGACUGGAGCGUCUACAAGGAUGGAGGGGAGCUACUCAGGCCUAACGUUAGCUACAAGGAAAAAGGACGCCUUCCGUGACAGAUCCUUGAGGUGUCUGUGUCUGCCCCAAGUGGCCGGCAGUGGCCUUCCCUCCGGGCCCAAGGCCUGCAGCCACCUGCUCUAACUCUUGAGUUGGGGGGCGGGGGGGGGGACCUGCAGGGGCUCGGGGACAGGACAGCAGCAAGAGGCAGGGGCCGAGGACGGAGGCCUUCCCGACAGUGGGGUGGGUUGUACAUUCAAGUGUGAGGUGAACCCUUUGGUGGGGAGGGGGCCCCUGAAGCCUCGGCGGGGCCACCCCUCCCCGCGGCGCCUCUGAGUCUAGGGAGAGGGGCUGCUGGCUCGGCCCGGCCGGCCUGGCUUCACAGAGGGUCUGCGGAUUGACACUGGUUCUUUUCGUAAAAAAAUAAAAUUAAAAAAAGCA